Molecule: messenger RNA, 2496 nt
Organism: Schizosaccharomyces octosporus yFS286
Lineage: Eukaryota; Fungi; Ascomycota; Schizosaccharomycetes; Schizosaccharomycetales; Schizosaccharomycetaceae
Product: F-box protein Pof3
Exons: 2
Coding region: 412-2145 (577 amino acids)
Biological process (GO): SCF-dependent proteasomal ubiquitin-dependent protein catabolic process
Cellular component (GO): SCF ubiquitin ligase complex
Molecular function (GO): protein binding
Source: RefSeq, a predicted model, not a curated record
GUUUGCUUAUCAAUAAUUCUCAGUAGUGUGCACUAUGAUUUCGUUCCAUUCCUUUACCUAAGUUCAAUUGUUCUUCUGUUUAGAAUGCCAUAUUUAGAUGCAUUUUUUAUGUCAGUGCAUCUUUCUCAAAUUGUUUCGUUUUUUCGACAAACCGCCAGUAUUUCUGUGAACUACUAUAUGCUAGUUUUGCAACAUUGCUAGAACAGCCAAUUUGUACAUGGUAUAAGACAUGAGUAGAAAAAAAUAAUGAGAUUUAAACCAAAUGAAAAGCUCUUAAGGACAAGUGCUGUGGUAGGAAUAGCGAUGAGCCAGUAAACUCUUGACUUUACCAAACACAUUUAUAACCAAAGGGCCCCGAAGCUUUUUUUUCUAAACUUUUUUGAGGACAUUUCAUUUUUUAUUGAAUUGUAGAUGAACAAUUAUCAAAUAAAGCAUUGGCGAGAAAAGACAAAACACUACCUUCUAAAAAGAAGGUAUGAGGAUGCCCUUGCGUAUAUAACAUCAUGCAUCGAGCAAGAACCUAAUCCAGUUAUUGAUCUAUUUGAAAUUAGGGCAAUUGUACUGAAAGAGAUGGGUUUGUAUGAGGAAGCCCAAGCCGAUGCUCAAAGGAUGAUAAACCUAAAUCAAAGAAAUGCAAGAGGCUAUUUACGCUUGGCUCAACUGCUUCAGUACGAUGGUUUUAAUUCGAAAGCUGAUCAUGUAUAUAUGCAAGGCUUAAAAUAUGUUCAUAAACUUGACCCGAUGAGACAAAAACUGAAAAUAGCUAGCACUCAAUUAUUACAACGUAUGCAGAAAACUAGGCCAGUUCAAGAUCUGUUUUCUUUACUACCUCGGGAAAUACUCUUAAACAUUUUUCAGUAUGUGGAGUUUCGGACGAUAGUGCGUUGCAUGCAGGUUUCAAAAAAUUGGAAGGAUUCAAUCAAAAGGGAAUUUUCUUUUUUUAGUAAACUAGAUUUUUCUGAGGCAUCUUCACGAAGCAGCAAAUUUAGAGAUCGCAAUGUCAUGACGGUAGCUCGCUAUUCUGCAUAUGCAAAAAACAAUAUACAAGAAGUCAUUGGCUUGGAGAAAUUAGGUAUUCUAACCCCUACCAAGGGCUUGCUACGAUGCGUGAAUUCUAUACACACUUACAAAACUAUUUCACCUUUAAAUCUCCCACAUUUAAUGCCCAAAAUGCACCUAAUAUGGUCGCCGUUUAUCGAAUUGAAAUAUUUUUUUUGUGCUACUUCUGUCACAUUUUCUACUGUUUCUAAGGUCAUCUUAGCUUGCAAGAAGUUAGAGCGGUUGGAAUUGGCUGAUGUUGUUCCCGAUUUGCUUUUUGAUGAUAUGGACUGGGAUAAGCGAUUUGACAAAAAGCAUAGUGUCUUGCAUCUAAAAAGCUUACAGUUUAUAAGAAAUCAAAUCCAUCCAUUUCACGAGAAAGAGCAAGAGUUUCUUGCUAGCUUAAUUUCUUGUAGCCCCAAUUUGCAAGAGCUCGUGGUUACUUAUCAGUCGAAUCUCAUAUCUACUUUAAAAGAAAAUAAGCAGGAUCUAAAGCAUUUACAUAUAAUUGACGAUACAAAGCAAAAAUCUAUAAGAGAUAUAUUUUACUUACCCUCUUCUUUGGAAAACUUAUCUAUCAUACCUUCUACCCCUUCUAUGACAAUUGCUUCAGCAUAUUUAUUCUCUAUAGCUAAUGUUCCUACUUCACUUAAAAGUGUUGAGUUAAGCUUGUUUAUUCGACUGACAGAUCAGGAAAUUGAAAACACAGUGAAAUUUUUGGUUUCUAGUCCUAACCUAAGGUCAUUAAUUUUACGUGAUUCAUUACCAAUUUCCUCCAAGUUUAUGGAGUUAUUCACAUAUCUUCCGCAUUUAGAAGUUUUGGACCUAUCCGAUAAUGCUGAACUAAAUAACGAUCAUCUUUCCCAUAUAGUGGCUUGCUGCCCGAAGUUAGAAGUUCUCAACCUUUCAAAUUGUAUCUCUGUAACAGGUUCAGGAUUUGUUAGUCUUCUAAGAGGUCUCGCAUUGUUGAAAAGAGUUGAGAUAGUUAAUUGUAGUUCUGUAUCAAAAGAUGCAAUCGAUGCUGCACGAGCUAAAGGCAUUGAAGUUACCGUUUCAAAUCAGCAAAAUGCAUCCUUGAAAGGCACAAAACGAAUUCGGCUUAUUUAACUCUUUCUUUUCUGAUGGUUUAAUGAGGUUAUAUAGACAUUUCAUGAGGCAAUAAUUAAGCGUUUUGAGUUUAUUGGUUUUGCUAGUACAGUCUUCCUGUUUAGGCAAUGGAGUGUGAAAAUGAAAAAUAUUGCAAAUGUAGGUUUCUUAACUAGACAGUAUUCUCAUUGAACCUACAAAUCUCAUUUACAUUCUUGUCCAGUGAAACGGAUUAAGAUUGCCUAUUUACACCAAUUUUCUACUUACAUUUCCGCAAACUAUAGUAUAAAGGAAUUAAGUUAUAUUUAUUAAUCCAACAUAAAAAUUCGUUAUUACCAAAAAGAUAUAAGUCCCUUAUCAAAAAUAUAAUAC